GCAACACAGCCAGAUCUGAGGACAUGCCACAGUCACUCCUGCUGUAAAGGUUUUAAGCAAGAGCACACAGAGGCAGGCAGAAUAAACCUGAUUGACAGAACAGAGCGGCAGGAGCGGAAAAGUGGACAGGGGGUAGGAAGAAGUGCAUGCAGUUGUAUUAUUUUUUUUUUCUUUCUAAAGAGAGGCUAGAAGAAAGUCUGGCAGUGCAGAGGUGAGAGAAAGUGAGAAGCUGCCAGGAGUGGGACUACCCAGCUGUGGGAGGUUCCUCCAGAGAGGGUGCAGAGAUCUUUUUGGUCUCCACUGGGAGUCAGUGCCCCCCAGGAUCUAGAAACAUGGAGCCCUCCAUGUCAACCGAGGUCGACGGAGAACACAAGGAGAGGAGAAAGAUCCAGUUUGCUGUGCCGGCCUCGGCUCCCACCAACCUGGACCCUCGACAAGUGGAGAUGAUCAGACGCAGGAGGCCCACACCUGCCACGCUCUUCAGAGUAGCCGACCAAUCUCCUGAGGACGAUCAGUCCACUCAUCAGGUAAAGUGGGUCGUGGGGGAAAAUGGCGUGCUUAAACCAAAACGUGUGAAUCAGAAUGUGUAUCAGCCUCCAUCGCUCAAAGCUGUGCAGAAGAUGGCUGAAGCCCAAAUGCUGAAACUAGGUGUCUAUCCUUUGGAAGACCCUUGUGAAGGGGACGAGGAUGAGGACCACAGGGAGGGAGAGGAGGCAUCUCCCGCCAAAGCUGCUGAUCAUCAAGAGACAGUCACCACUGAACGGUUUUCCAGUGUGAAAGAGGCGACCAAGGAGAAAGAAACGGCACAGGAGGAAGACGAAGAGGAGGAGGACGAAGAAAAGAAGGAGGCCGAGAUUGAGAACAGUCGAGCGUGCAACUGAGGGGAGAGUAGAUAACCUAUUUCAGAGGGACGAUUUGGGGGGAGAGAGUUGGUGUUGUCAGAUGGUUUAUAAUCCGAGGAACUUGUAGAAAAUGAAGAAAUGGUUAAAUUUGUGGCGUGUCACUCAUUGGAGAGACGUGAGAAUGAUAGAAAAUUCCAUGUGCACGUGAGUAAGCAAAGCUUUUGUACUACUUGCCCUCUAAAGGGUCUUGCUGGAUUUAAAGUGAAAAAAUCUAAUGAGCGGGUGAGGAAUGAUCUACUGACAGAGCAUUGAAGCCACUUUGGCCCUACUGACCCGUUUUUAUAGUGAGAGAGGGGGAUGGGCCAAGGUCAGUGUGACCAAAAACUCUGCAAGCGGAGGUCCUCCCUUCACUGUUAAUGCUUCAGCUCAGAGCUAAACAUUAUUUAAAGAGGCUAAAGGGUUGAACAGAUAAUAAAAAUUCUUGGGUAUAAUUUAAGACUCAAAGUAGCUCUUUUAUGACCCACUGUGAAAGCACUUGGAGGUGAUUUAAACAUGUGUGGCAUGUUCUGCUUCGUUUUGAAAUCAAGGCCUGCGUUGUUCCAAUCAGCCCCUUGUGUGUGCUGCCAUCUUGUGGUGAAAAAGAAGCUCGACAGGGUUUUAAAGUCCAACUCGCAGCUCCAUUGUUUUUUUGUUUUUGUUUUGUUUUUUACUAAUUGAGUUAUAAUCAAAGAUGUGUUGAUCCUUCUGACCUUUUUAUUGCGACUUCAGCUUCAACCUUUAAAUUAAUUAGCAAUCUGCAAUUUCUUCUCAAUGACUAUCAAGUUUAGAACAAGUCCCCAUUUAGUAAAAGCUACUUGCUUUUAUCAUCUUUAAGUUGAAUUAAUUUUUAAUGAUAACUGAAUCAUUCUCAAAAGCAUGCUUUUAUCUAAAAGCUGUUGGUUCAAUGAGUGUAUCUGUUUUGUUUUGCUCAUUUCAUUAACUUUGUAAGAUUUGAAGUUUGAAAUUAAAGGGCAAUUCUACCUCUAAUUGGAAAAAAAAGAAAAAAAAAAGAAACAUCUAUUGCCUCCAUAUUUUAGUUAGUAUUACCAUUAACUGACAAAAAGUUUAAUUUCUUGCUGUUUAUUGGACUGAAGGUAUGAUAUCAAACCGUUUUUUGUAUAUUAACUCUUUUAUAAUUUCAUCUUUUGGACUGUUCCCACAUAAUUGUAUGCUGUAAGAGCUAUUUUUCUAGUCUGAAGUGGAGUUUAUGAGCUCAGCUGGCUGUUUUUGAGAAUGUGACAUGCAGCAGCAGACGCCUAAAGCUAGGCAUUGUGCUUUCCUUUGUAAAUCAGUCAAAUGAGCUCUGUACACAAAUAUGUAUUGUAUAGCUAUUUUACAAUUGAUAAAACCCCUAUUUUACUGAACCAAAUGUAAAACAUUUUAAGUUACAAACAGUCCAUUUCAAAUUCUAGUUUAAGCAGUAGCAGUAAUGCAUGGGAAGAUUUCCAGACGGUCCACAGGGGUGAUUGCAUUGCGCUGUUUGUUCCAUCCAGGCUGCUGUUUGUACAUAAAACUCAGACUGAAUUUUUUUAUUUUUUUAUUUUAACCUCUAACCAACCUACUGGAUGAGCAGCAGGUUGUAUGUGAAGUCAACUCUUCGUUCUCUGUCACCCUUCUACCCUUCUUGGCCCGACUCAAACGAAAAGACGGAAGUAAAAACUCGUAUGAACAUAUUUUUGCUUAUUUUUUGGCCCUCAUUUCUCUUUUGUUUUCCACUCUCUUGUUUCUUAAUGUGAUGUGGUUGUCUUUAAGUGAGGAACUCUAUGAUAUCAAAAUAAAGUUUUUUUUCUUCUACUUUA
This is a messenger RNA of Fundulus heteroclitus (mummichog), 2680 nucleotides long. RefSeq names its product protein phosphatase 1, regulatory (inhibitor) subunit 1B (gene ppp1r1b). Gene Ontology annotation, cellular component: cytoplasm. Gene Ontology annotation, molecular function: protein phosphatase inhibitor activity. Bases 333 to 881 code for a protein of 182 amino acids. The record is from RefSeq and is a predicted model, not a curated record. The transcript is spliced from 5 exons. Lineage: Eukaryota; Metazoa; Chordata; Actinopteri; Cyprinodontiformes; Fundulidae. Gene Ontology annotation, biological process: intracellular signal transduction.